AUGGGUAAAAAAACCGUGGACACGGCAGCGGAGAACAUUAAAGUUCUAGUGCGUUGCCGCCCUUUAAACGACAAGGAAAAAGAUAAUGGGCAUAAAGACUGCGUCGAGCUCGAUCUUACCGCGCACACGGUAUCCAUUAGAAGCAUAAGCGGCGAGCCCGAUCGCUGGACCUUUGAUGCAGUCAUUAACAACACUUUUAGCCAAAAAGACAUCUUUACGCAGUUCAUCAUGCCGCUGGUGGAUUCUGUGUUGGAUGGCUUCAACGCGACGGUUUUCGCCUACGGCCAGUCCGGAUCGGGCAAAACCCACACGAUGACGGGCGCCCUCAACGAGGACGGUAUGGAGGGGAUCAUCCCACGCUCAGUCAAGCAUAUCUUCCAGAGCAUGAAAGACGUCCUGGCGAAUGUAAGCACGAAGUCCUAUAGCAUCCACGCCUGCUUUGUCGAGAUCUACAACGGCAAGGUGCGCGACCUCCUCUCCAAGCAGCAGCUCACGCUGGAUGUCCGGGAGAACAAGGAUCACACCUUCUUUGUCCAAGGCGCGAACGUCCCGGAGGUGCGGCUGCCGGAGGAUGUAAUUCGGCUGAUGGAUGAAGGGACGGAGCGCCGGCGGACGGGGUCGACCGAGCUGAACGCCGACAGCUCCCGCUCGCAUUCGAUUUUCACCCUCGUUCUCGCCUGCACGGAGACCCUCGAGGACGGCCUGACGACGUCGGUGACGAGUAAGUUAAACCUCGUGGACCUCGCGGGGUCGGAGCGGCAGGGAAAGACCGGGGCCACGGGGGAUACGUUAAAAGAAGGCUGUAAUAUCAACCUCUCCUUGAGCGCGCUCGGGACGGUGAUCGAUACGAUCGUCAAGGGCGGCUCCCACAUUCCAUUUCGCAGUACCCCGCUUACGAUGCUCUUGAAAGACUCGCUCGGGGGGAAUAGCAAGACGGUGAUGUUUGCGAACAUCAACCCGAGCGAGCGGAACCUCUCCGAGACCGUCUCCACCCUCCGCUUUGCCGAUCGCGCCAAGCAAAUCAAGAAUAAACCGGUGGUGAAUAUGGACUCCAAAGAUCAGAAGAUCGCCGAGCUCUCGCAGUUUGUGAACGAGCUGCGGGAUCGGCUGAAAAAAUACGAAACCCACGGCACGCGUGAGCUGGAGGAGGAGGUAGUUCGACUGCAGGAGCGCAUUGGGGAGCUGAAUGUGGAGCUCGAAAACGUCCGGAAUGGGCGAGAGGCGGAUGAUUUAGACUUCCGCAGCGCCCAAACGAAGCUCGAGGCGGAGCGGCGGGAUUACGACGCGCGAAUCGCCAAACUAAUGGAGCAGAUCGAGCAGCUGCGGAAUGAGCUGAUGAUUGCCGAGACGAGCCUAAACAGUGAGCUAUCGCAGCGGGAGGAGAUCUUUCAGCUUUGCACGAAAUACCUGAUUGGUCGUAAAAAGGACGAGGACUACGGCAUUUCGAAGAUCACCAACACCAAGGAACUCACCAUGGUGCUCAAAAAGCACGCCCACCGACCCACGACCAGCGCCGAGAUGUCGAAAUUGCAGACCGAGCUCCAAACCCUCACCGUCGCGAACGCGAGCCUAAAACAGGAGUUGGCGAGCCUGCAGAAGGAGCUGGAGGUGCGGAUUCGAGACAAGGAGCGGGCGGGGUGGGAGGCCCCAACGCGGGAGACCUCCCCCUCACCCCCCCCGAUGGGUGGCCUGCACUCCGUCGUGAUUAACGAGGACGAGCAGAAAUCGCUCAUCGCCGCCGUGAAGGAGGCGCAGCUGCAGAUCGAGAACUGCCUGCCCCUGCAGCAGAUCGACGAGCAGUUCCGCGCGCUGAGUGCGCUGGGCGGGGCCUUCACCGACGACUCCGGGAAGGAGAUGAACCCCUACAAGCAGUCCCUGCUGGCCAAGACCUGGGAGGGCGACCACGCCCCGGAGUUCCACUUCAGCAUCAUCCGCUCGCUUUACCAGCUGCUGACGGUGAUGCGGGUGGGCUGGCGGCGGGCCCACUCGGUGCCGAUGACGAUGUUGUUGAAGGGCGAUCGCGGCGCCGCCCAGGCCGCCAUGAACGCCAUGCACGCCAACGACGCCCGGACGUCGGAAACGCACGCGGCGGUGGUGUGGCGGCUCACGGAGGAGAUCUCCCGGGCCUAUGGGCGGCGAAACGCCCUGCUCGAGCACGUCGCGAGCGCGAAUGAGGGGCUCACCUCGGGGGAGUUCCGCGCCGAACUGCAGGCCAUCAUCGCGGAGAACCGCGAGCUUCAGGAGAAGUACGGCGCGCUCGAGUUGGAGCAGGCGAGGCGGCUGGCGGAGGGCGGCGAGGGAGGGUCCCCGCUCGCCCGACGGGGGCCGAUGUGGACGGCCCCCGGCAACGCCGAGGUGCUGGACGAGGUCGACGAGGCCACCGCGGAUCACCACCCCGGGCGAAUCGACCUCGCCCGGGUGAUCGAGCGUCGCGGCGGCGGUGGGGGGAGCAGCGGCAGCGAACUCGCGGCCCAGCGCGGCCGAAUCGCGGCCCUGACGGAGACCCGCGAUGAACUUUAUCGCGAGCUCGCCACCCAGCGCCAGGCCACCACCGCCGCGGCGAAAGAGGCGGCCAGGCUCCAGGGCGAACUCCGCGAGCGCGAGGAGGACUUCCAACGACAGAUCGCCGAGGCCCAGGGCGGGGCGAACGAGACCGCCCACCUCACCGCGCGGCUGGAGGAGCGCAAUGGCGAACUCGCCCAGCUGCGCUCGGUGCUCGAGAUCCAAAAAGGCAUCAUCCUGCGCAAUAACGAAAAGGUGGACGCGCUGAAUGAGGAGCUGCGAUCUGCAAAGGCUGCCGCCGCGAAUGCGGACGAGGAGCACCGCCGACUCUGCGAGGCGAAGGACGCGAAUAUCCAACAGCUCAUCAACGAACGCGUGACGACCUACAUGGAGGACCGCAUCAAGGACGAUAAAAUACGAAACAAAUCAGUCAAGAAGGUGAAGCGAAAGAUGACGAAGCUGCAGGAUUGGAUCACCGAGCUCGAGGGGAUGUAUGAUAAGAAGAUGUGCGAGUGUGAGGAACUCCGCCAGACGCUUGGCGAUCAAAAGUUCGAGCAACUCAAGCUGGUUCGCCAGCUCAACGACAACGACACCGAGGAUAUCGAAAUUCAUGGCCAUCGGGAUCAAAUACAAAACACGUUGGAGCGCGUAAAAGAAGAGCGCCGUCGCCGCGUCGAUUUAUUCGACCUCGGCGAAUUCCCAAGCGCGAAAGCGACAGCGAGCCAGGCGGGAUUUUGUAGUAGCACUAGCGACUAG
Phytomonas sp. Hart1 is the source of this 3258-nucleotide messenger RNA. NCBI's taxonomy places the organism in Eukaryota, Euglenozoa, Kinetoplastea, Trypanosomatida, Trypanosomatidae. The record is from the annotation of a GenBank genome assembly.